This is a messenger RNA of Salvia hispanica, 1448 nucleotides long. The record is from RefSeq and is a predicted model, not a curated record. Lineage: Eukaryota; Viridiplantae; Streptophyta; Magnoliopsida; Lamiales; Lamiaceae.
ACUUUCUAGCUCUGGAUUUAUUUUUUGUAUUAAUCUCUUCAUAUUUGCAUCGGCAGAGAAGGCUAAGUGACGUGAUGGGUUCGAUCAGGGUGUAUUCCAAAAAUGGUUCAACGACCAGCAAUUCGUGGACUUCUGUGGAUUUCGUUGUCAGUGGAACUGGCACCCUCACCGUGUCCAGCAAUAGAGGCGUGGUAGCGAGGGGUGUUGGCGUGGAACAAAUCCCCGAGCAAGCCAUUCGAAAACCAGCUCCAAAAUCUGCUAUCAGUGCCUUACCAAAGGUCAAGGUUUCCAAGGAGCACAUUCAUGCAGAUUCCACCUGCGCCGUGUGCAAGGAAAAAUUCGAGCUCGGGUCUCAGGCGAGGAAGCUUCCGUGCAAGCAUAUCUACCACUCAGACUGCAUCGUACCAUGGCUUCAACGCCACAGUUCGUGCCCUAUUUGCCGCCUGCCCGUCACUAGGGAUAAUGGUAAGGUUGCUACACUCAGGCGUUGGUCGUGUUUUUGCUCCUUUGGCUGCUAGUACUAGGCUCUUGGUUGCCCAUUUUCCCUCAAUCUUGCUAUCUUUCCUGUAUUUCUUUUUAUCAUCAUAGCUGUUCAACGAAUAACUCUAAUAACACAUUUUAUUAUAGUUCUCAAUGAAUGAAAAAAAUAGCAAAGAACUGAUUCCUGUUGAGAUACCAUUUUUCUGGAUUCAUUUAAAUGUGGUGAUUGAGCAGUAGCAUUUCUUUCGGGGUAAAGGAUGAAUGAAGAAAUAGACGCAAAAACUGAUGAAUACAAAGCAUAUGCAAAACUGAGAGCAGUCAUCACAAUUCCAGUAUGGUACACACGGAAAACUGAAUAAUGAACCAGAGUUCUAAGAAAACGGUGGCCGUCAACAAGUAGACAUAUUUAAGCAUGAUGCGAUGCCUAGUUUGUAAGCUCCAUAAUGGCAGAGACUAUGUCUCCGUUGGCUUCCUUGAGAGAUUUGACAGCCCUAGCUCUCGAAACCCCAGCUUGUGUCAUCACCAGCUCAAUGUCCUUGGGUUCAACACCAGUUUCGUCUACAUCUUCAUCAUCUUGAAUUACAACUGCUGGCUCUGCCUUUGGUGCAGCUUGGUUGAUGUUGGGAACCUUGAACUGCUCUGCUGCUUGAGUCUGCAGUUGAGAGCUUAGAUCCUCAAUCUUUGCCUCACCAAAGAUAACAUAAGUAUCUGAGUUCGGGCUCUUAAAGACAUCUGGCUUUGAGAUGACAAAUAGGAUCUGAAACAUGUAACAAUAUUAACAUGUCAGUGUAACAACAUCUGAGUUGUUGAUUAAGAGAAAUAAGGGAAUAAAACUAACAUUCUUGCUCUUCUUCACAGUUACUCGGCUGACCCCUGGGAUUGGCUUCAUUCCUAGCUUUAGCAUUGCCUUGCGACUUUUCUUCUCACUGCGACUCUGCUUUGACCUACCGCUGCCAUCUUCUUGUCCU